Spodoptera exigua (beet armyworm) is the source of this 369-nucleotide messenger RNA. NCBI's taxonomy places the organism in Eukaryota, Metazoa, Arthropoda, Insecta, Lepidoptera, Noctuidae. The record is from the annotation of a GenBank genome assembly.
AUGAUGAAGAGUCUGAUUCUGGUUGCGGUGCUCGCCGCCCUCGCUGUCUGCAAUGACGCAGCCGCUCUUCAGGAGCCUGCCUUCAGGGCAAACCUGUACCAAGGUUCUAUCAGGCCCGGAGACCGACUACUCCACAGCAACUACUACGUGAAGAACGCUAUUCCUAACGCUUCUCAGUGGCAGGAGAUCAAUUACAACGGCAGCUCACGCACAAGGAUCUCCUACAUCCAAGUCACCGAGGUCGGCUACUCCCAGCGGGGUAUUCCAUCCCUCAUGGCUGGUGGUGUCAACUACAACUACGCUAGAAUCAGGCUGACCACUCAAAGAGGAAUGGGUUACUACUACCGUGUUGAGAUCUGGGGUCGUUAA